Molecule: messenger RNA, 1530 nt
Organism: Lachancea mirantina
Lineage: Eukaryota; Fungi; Ascomycota; Saccharomycetes; Saccharomycetales; Saccharomycetaceae
Source: the annotation of a GenBank genome assembly
AUGAUAUCAGAUAAGGAACUUUAUGAAAUCAACAAAAAGGCUGUUUCUGAGGGAUUCAAAAUCAAGCCAAGACUCAACUACAACACUGUAGGCGGUGUGAAUGGACCCUUGGUUGUUCUGGACAAAGUCAAGUUCCCUCGUUACAAUGAAAUCGUUAACCUUACAUUACCAGAUGGUACGGUUAGACAAGGUCAGGUUCUUGAAGUGAGAGGUGAACGUGCCAUUGUGCAAGUGUUCGAAGGUACUUCGGGUAUUGACGUCAAGAAGACGACCGUCGAGUUCACGGGCCAAAACUUGAGAAUUCCCGUAUCUGAGGACACGCUAGGGAGAAUAUUUGAUGGAUCUGGUAGGCCGAUCGACAAUGGUCCCAAAGUUUUCGCUGAGGACUAUUUGGACAUUAACGGUUCUCCCAUCAACCCUUUUGCCCGUAUUUAUCCCGAGGAAAUGAUUUCCACUGGUAUCUCUGCCAUUGACACUAUGAAUUCCAUUGCGCGUGGCCAGAAGAUUCCUAUCUUCUCUGCCUCCGGUCUUCCUCACAACGAAAUUGCGGCCCAGAUUUGUAGGCAAGCUGGUCUUGUAAGACCCACAAAAGAUGUGCAUGAUGGUCACGAAGAGAAUUUCUCGAUUGUUUUUGCCGCUAUGGGUGUGAAUUUGGAAACUGCCAGAUUUUUCAAACAAGAUUUUGAAGAGAACGGGUCUCUGGAGAGGACUUCUUUGUUUUUGAAUUUGGCGAAUGAUCCUACUAUCGAGAGAAUUAUCACUCCUAGACUUGCUCUAACCACUGCUGAAUAUUUGGCUUAUCAGACGGAACGUCAUGUCUUGACGAUUUUGACCGAUAUGUCUUCUUAUGCGGAUGCUCUAAGAGAAGUCUCUGCCGCCAGAGAAGAAGUUCCCGGUAGAAGAGGUUACCCAGGUUACAUGUACACAGAUUUGUCCACCAUCUACGAGAGAGCCGGUAGAGUCGAAGGACGUAAUGGUUCGAUCACUCAGAUUCCGAUCUUGACAAUGCCUAAUGACGAUAUCACUCACCCUAUUCCUGAUCUUACAGGUUACAUCACGGAGGGACAAAUUUCGGUCGAUCGUCAAUUGCACAACAAGGGUAUUUACCCACCUAUCAACGUGCUACCUUCCCUUUCAAGACUGAUGAAGUCUGCUAUCGGUGAGGGUAUGACUAGAAAGGACCACGGUGAUGUUUCCAAUCAAUUAUACGCCAAAUAUGCCAUCGGUAGGGAUGCUGCUGCGAUGAAAGCGGUGGUCGGUGAAGAAGCUUUGUCCAUUGAGGAUAAACUUUCUCUGGAAUUCUUGGAGAAGUUUGAGAAAACCUUCAUUUCUCAAGGAGCAUAUGAGGACAGAACCGUUUUCGAAAGUUUAGAUCAAGCGUGGUCCCUAUUGAGAAUUUAUCCAAAGGAAAUGUUGAAUAGAAUCUCUCCAAAGAUUCUGGACGAAUUCUACGACAGAAGCAGGGAUGAAGAAGAAGAGGAAGAGGAAGAAGAUCAAGACAAAAAGCCUCAGGAAGACUCCUUGAUUUGA